UCAGUCUAGCAACCAGCCAUAUUUAACCGGCCUGGAUUAUGCUCGUGUACUGACCAAACACUCCCCUGCUGUUCUUCCUCGUCGGUCAGAGAGGAAGUGAGUAAGAUGCAGCUUUUAUCUGUAAUCUCUAGCUACUCGAGCUGUAACAAUGGUGCCUAUUCACUCCCAGCACAGGGAAAUUUGAAGAAAGAGGCACAGAACCCAGUUCCGAAAAAGCAGCAUCAGUUGAAGUAUUUAAAGAGCUUGGUUCCACCUCUAAUGGCCGCAAUCGUUACCUUAUCUCCACUGUGCAAUACCCCAGUUUCACUUGGACAAACCAUAGAUGUGCAAAGAGGAGCUUCAUUGUUUCGUCAAGCUUGCAUUGGUUGUCAUGUUGGAGGCGGAAAUAUAAUCCAACCUGGUGCAACACUUUUUACAAAAGAUCUUCAGAGAAAUGGAGUAGUGGCAGAAGAGGAGAUUUACAAUGUGACAUACUAUGGCAAGGGAAGAAUGCCAGGCUUUGGAGAGAAUUGCACGCCAAGGGGCCAAUGCACAUUUGGAGCCCGUUUGCAGGAAGAAGAGAUCAAGCUGUUGGCCAAGUUUGUCAAGUUACAGGCUGAUCAAGGAUGGCCAAAUAUAGAAGAAAGUAGCGAAGAUUGACCCCUGGACCUAGAAGGUGCAACUCAUUUGUAAGCCGGGUCAACCUUUUGGGGAAUGCUUCAGUCAUUAACUUACUUCAUUGUAUCCUACCAACUAGCUAGGUCAAUAUCUUUUGUCAUGACUCGGUUACCAUCAUUCAAAACUACUGCUUCUUGGCAUUACCUGACAAAGAAUCCCCUUUCUGUAGGUCCAUAUGCUCAUUACUUGCAUGCAUUACUCAAUCGAUUCUUCUCAUUUAGAAGUCAUAUGUGUACAGAGUUUCCCAGGACUGAGAUACUCAUCAUUAAUGGCCAGUCACAAUUGAUCGAAAAAUACUUUAGAGAGAGCUCCAUUCUUCAAUUUCUGGAGCUAUGCUUUCUUAUA
Messenger RNA from Juglans microcarpa x Juglans regia, 1002 nucleotides. Its product is annotated as cytochrome c6, chloroplastic. NCBI's taxonomy places the organism in Eukaryota, Viridiplantae, Streptophyta, Magnoliopsida, Fagales, Juglandaceae. The transcript is spliced from 6 exons. The record is from RefSeq and is a predicted model, not a curated record. Bases 106 to 639 code for a protein of 177 amino acids. Gene Ontology annotation, molecular function: heme binding; electron transfer activity; iron ion binding.